UUCUGCGCGUGCUCGGGAUGUCAGGAGCGUCAGUGGCGACGUGGAGACGCAGAGCUAAUAGAGUCAAUACAGCACAAACUUGCACUGUCAAACACUCUUUACUGGACGUUUACUAUUACUAAAUUACAGCUCAUUUACUUUUAUUCUUCCUAAAAUACAUAGGCGCUUGUCUUAAGAAUCGCGAGUGGCUUUUCUGAGGCGCUGUCAAUUCUGAUAUUCAUCAGGUUUUGCUUGGCUGGAGAUGAGGCUCUGAGGCAGUCUCUCGUGGUUUCCAGGGGUGAUGGGUGCAAACACCAGUCAGGUGAGUGACCUGUCAGAGAGCCAGAGCAUCCGCACUCUGAUUGGUCCAGAUGCCAUAUCAGAGAAUGAGCCCUUCUGGAACCAGCUGAUCUCCUUCACCUUCACCAGCCCCACCAGCAGUGCUGAUGCUAAAAUCCUGGAGGAGGCUGUCAUCCCGCUGGCUAAGACUCUGAUUCAGAACAACCCCAGGUCUGGGAACUUCGGGGCGUUGGUGAGAGUCUUUCUCAGCAGAACCAAAGAACUGAAGAUUUCCACAGAAUGCCAAGAUCAGUUGUUCAUCUGGCAGGCCCAUAAUGCUUUGUUUCUGGUGCGCUGUUUGCUGAAGGUCUUCAUCAGGGAGAUGAGCGAAGAAGAGCUGCACUUACAGUUCUCCUACCAGGAGAGGGCGCCGGGAACCUACGACUCCAUCUGUGAGGAUCUUCUGGAGGAGCUGGUCUGUAAUUUGGUGCAUCUCAUCGUUGAAGUGCCGCUUCUCGACAUCACCUACAACAUCCUGUUUGAAUCUGUAACCACCCUUCUAGUGCUGUUGUCCUAUCAGCUCUUUCACAAGGAGAUUCUGAGGGAGGGGCUUAUUUACGGCUACCUGACCAAAGGACGAUGUCUGUCUCUGACAAGUCGUCUGGUGAAGACGCUGCUGUAUAACUUCAUCAGACAGGAGAAAUGUCCGCCCGCCACGCACGUGUUGCAGACGCAGUCAGACGGAGGAGGGCUGCUGUAUGGACUCGCAUCAGGAGUCGCCAGUGGGUUGUGGAGCGUGUUCACGUUAGGAGGAGUCGGCAGCAGACCGGGGGCGGAGCAAGAGCAGAACCCUCUCCCACUGUCCAAUCAGAGUCUGCUAUUACUGCUGGUUCUGGCUAAUCUGACAGAUGGACCGGACUGUCCGAACCCCUACCGCCAGGCUGUUACCUGCUUCAAAAACACUCAAGAUACCUCCUCCAUCCCGUCUCCUCAGCCUCACACGUUUCAGAUCAACUUUAACAGUCUGUACACAGCACUGUGCGAGCAGCAGAAAUCAGACCAGGUGACGUUACUGCUCUACACGCUACUGCACCAGAACAGCAACAUGAGGACAUACAUACUGUCCCGCACUGAUAUGGAGAACCUGGUGUUGCCGAUUCUUGAGAUCUUGUAUCAUGUCGAGGAGAGAAACUCUCAUCAUGUGUACAUGGCCCUCAUCAUCCUUCUCAUCCUCACGGAGGACGACACCUUCAACCGCUCCAUACAUGAAGUGGUGUUGAAGAACAUCUCGUGGUAUACUGAGCGUGUUCUAACAGAGAUCUCUCUAGGCAGUCUGUUGAUCCUGGUUGUGAUUCGAACCAUCCAGUUCAACAUGACACGGACCAGGGAUAAAUACCUCCACACAAACUGCCUGGCUGCCCUAGCCAACAUGUCGGCCCAGUUUCGUAACCUACACCAGUACGCCGCCCAACGAAUUAUAAGUUUGUUUGCUCUGCUGUCAAAGAAGCACAAUAAAGUUUUGGAGCAGGCGACCCAGUCCUUGCGUGGGCCUCUGGGAGCAGACGACAGGACCGUCCUGCCUGACUAUGCUCAGGAUCUGAACGUCAUUGAGGAGGUAAUCAGAAUGAUGUUGGAGAUUAUAAACUCCUGUUUGAGUAAUUCCCUCCAUCACAACCCAAACCUGCUGUACGCGCUGCUCUACAAGCGAGAACUCUUCGAACAGUUCCGAUCGCAUCCGUCUUUCCAGGAUAUCAUGCAGAACCUCGACACGGUGAUUGGAUUCUUCAGCCAGCGACUGGAGCAAGCAGGAAGUGACCUAUCAGUAGAGAGAGUUCAAGAGGUCAUCAAGAAAGGUGCUGUGGCCCUCCCUAAUGACCGUCUGAAGAAAUUUCCGGAGCUGAAGUUUAAAUACGUGGAGGAAGAGCAGCCUGAGGAUUUCUUCAUCCCGUACGCCUGGUCUCUGGUCUUUAACUCUGGAGUCGGUCUGCACUGGAACUCUCAGGGCAUCGAGCUGUUCAGCAUGGACUCGCCCUGAUGGAGGACGCAGGACGUCUGUUCAGGUGUCUGUGUGUGUGUGUGUGUGUGUGUGAGCUCAAGUGCCUACGUACGGCUCACGACGUCGUCAUAUCGAACCCCUGAGCUUCCGUCCUCGUCACACCAUUCAAAGGGCAAACAAACACAGACACCCACCGCCGGAUGCACUGGAUUCUGGGAAUGGUACAAUUUGGGGUUUCAGUCACAGGUCUGAUGUAGCUAAAAGAGUUCAGUUGAUGGUGAUAAUCAUUUGCUUUGUUUGCUUGUUUCUGUUUAGAUUUGUGGAUUUGGUCACAUGUGGGGAAAAUGAGUGAAACCAAACAUUUCUUGACUCAAGGUGAACAUUAAUAACAUUUUGUGAAGAUACUUUGACCCCAUUAAGAAUUAUUAUUAAUGAGCCGAUCAUUAUGCACAGCUUCAUCACAUAUCACUAUAUAGAGUAAGUUACAAAUAAAGAAUAUUUGACCAUUUCUGGCUUGUUUUAUACGUAGGAUGCUUUGCUGUUUUAUAUUAAUUUAUUUAUUGACACUAUAAUUUGUUCAUCGUACCUAUAUACUGCCCUUAUAUAAUCUACAUCUGAGCAAGAGAAAAACCAAAACCAAAACCUUUAUUUAUAUAUAUAUAUAUAUAUAUAUAUAUGGGAAUUAUAUAUAUAUAAUUCCCAUCUGAGAAAGCAUAUUGCAUUUAAGCGGUUUUCUAAGCAUAAUAAGAAUAAUAAUACAUAUUUAGAUACUUACAUAAUAAAAUACGUAACUUUCCCAUGUAAAUGCAGUUUAGUGUAUGAUUUAUGUAUAUUAUAGAUUCAGAUAAUUGCAUGUACAUUAAUGUAUAGACAAAUACACACUGCAUUUGUUGCAUUGCUGUUUAUUUCCCCAGUUUUUGUUUUCAUAUAUUUUUAGGUACAGAGAUGAAAAAUCUUUCCUGUUGGAUGAUAUAAUUAAUUUCCCAGCGCCCCAUUACUGGAGAUCAUUUUAGGUCUUAUUACUUCCCUGUUACAUUACGCCACAAAUUUAAAGCUUAAAGAGCCCACAUUUAUGUUUAUGCUAUUUUUCUUAAUUUGUUUAGUUGUCUUUGCGGAUCUCAAUAGGAAGUGUUGUUGGGUGAUUUUUUUUUUUUUUUUUUGUAUUUACAUUGAAUUUUAUAUUUAAUGUUUAAUAUGUAUGAUCCCCCUGUAUCUUGCAUAGCAUCUGUUUAUUUUUUUUUGUCUUUUUUUACAUUAACAUAUUUAUGUAAAAGUAUGAGAAAGACUAUUAAAAAACAAAGAAAGAAUAUUAAAUUUUGGUUUGAAUGCAAGUUUAGACUGUUGUAAAUGAAUUGGUGAGUGUUUACACUUGUAAUGAAACUGGAUCUGGACUCACUUCUGUUUCCGAUCAACUGAUAAUUUAAAACAACAGCUUGGUUUGACUGCAUCUUUGAGGAGUUUUGUUUGCAUUAGUUAUGAUUGUUUCAGAUUCAGUCUUUCUACAAUGUGAAAAACCACCAAUAAAAAACAACAAAACUCCAGAUAUAAUUUUGGACAUUCUUGUGAUUCUUUAAAGCAAAUGUGAUUCAUACGAGAGCUGGUUUGUUUGCUUGAAAGCUUGAAAUUGUUUAUUGAAGAAUAUUUUAAAGUGUCUUUGGAGAAAAUGAAUGUGAAAGAACCUCUUCUGCUGAAAAAGAGGUUAGUCACUCUUGUGUGCUUUUCAUUACAGAAUAAAUGAAUCAUGGGAGUCAAA
Ctenopharyngodon idella (grass carp) is the source of this 4007-nucleotide messenger RNA. It is a transcript of the gene dym, whose product is annotated as dymeclin. Gene Ontology annotation, cellular component: Golgi apparatus. Gene Ontology annotation, biological process: Golgi organization. The coding region runs from base 281 to 2293 and encodes 670 amino acids. Lineage: Eukaryota; Metazoa; Chordata; Actinopteri; Cypriniformes; Xenocyprididae. The transcript is spliced from 17 exons. The record is from RefSeq and is a predicted model, not a curated record.